AUGGGUGUUCUUCGUUUGCCUCGCCCAACGGGCAUCUAUGUCCCCAACUCUCCCUCCCGCAACCUCACUACCGAUAUGAUCUCCUCGCCUCUGUCUCCCGGCUUCAAUUUCGAUUGCGAAACGGUCACCCCUUCCAUCAUCCCUGCUCUGGACUACAUCUCUUCCAAGCUCCAACAAAAAAUGAUGCACGUCACACUGCUCGUCGGCCGGGGAAAGCGCUACCCCACAGGGCACGCGUCCGAUCUCAUGGUCAUCCCCAUCGCACAACUCGACCCUCAGUCCUGGCGCACGGUGUGCCGCAUCGUCGCCAAGGGAGCCAAGAAAUUCUCCCUAGGCCAGAGCUGGACCGACGCCCUGACGCGCAGCCAGUACGAGCGCCAGGCCAACGAAUACCUGAUCCAGCAGUCCAUCCUGCAGAACGAAGUCGUCUUCAGCCGCGAGGGCCUGACCCUCCUCAACGUCGACCGCAUCUACACCUUCAAGCGCCGCCUCUGCAUCCUGUCGAACCGCGACAACGGCACCGAAGAGCCCUACAUCGCCUCCUGCGUGCAUCUCCUCCACCGCACCAUCCGCGACUUCCAGGGCCGCCCCUUUAGCAAGGCGUUCUUCCACCGCGUGUACGAGCAGCUCGAUGUGCGCGAUGACCUCCUGACGCGCGUGGCAAACGCCUACAAGAAAGAAUACGGCCAGGAGGGCAUCGUCCUGCCGCCGCGGCCCAAGCCCGAGUAUUCGCGGAAAUCGCCGAUCCGCCCCGUCCGUCCGCGCAGACAGCCUACGCCGCCGAGCUGCAGACCGGCCUCGGCGAAGAAGGGGCCCAAGACGCCUCUCUCGGCCUCCGAUGUUACACCCAUCACCCGGAGCGAGUGGAACAUGUUUGUCAGCUCCGGAAUCCGUCAGGUCAACCCGACUGUGACCAAGUGGACGCCGUCGCCAACUGUGCUUGCUGCUGCCCUGCAGACGCAGGGACCGGACAGCUCGGGGAUGGCAUCCACCAAGCUCAUCGAUCCCCAUCCUACCGACCGCCAGAGCGCUCAUCAGCUCGGCAAACCGGCCAAGCAGUCAUGA
Messenger RNA from Aspergillus thermomutatus, 1065 nucleotides. RefSeq lists its product as uncharacterized. The transcript has 2 exons. The record is from RefSeq and is a predicted model, not a curated record. The coding region runs from base 1 to 1065 and encodes 354 amino acids. NCBI's taxonomy places the organism in Eukaryota, Fungi, Ascomycota, Eurotiomycetes, Eurotiales, Aspergillaceae.